This is a messenger RNA of Corythoichthys intestinalis (scribbled pipefish), 2827 nucleotides long. RefSeq names its product peripherin 2a (retinal degeneration, slow) (gene prph2a). Gene Ontology annotation, biological process: visual perception. Bases 275 to 1312 code for a protein of 345 amino acids. Gene Ontology annotation, cellular component: plasma membrane. The transcript is spliced from 3 exons. Lineage: Eukaryota; Metazoa; Chordata; Actinopteri; Syngnathiformes; Syngnathidae. The record is from RefSeq and is a predicted model, not a curated record.
CAUGAGGAUCCCUACAGAAAUCUUCCUGAAGAAAUCGAGCGAAGGGAAGGUGUUGAACCUGGAAGUUUUGGGGGGAACAAUGGGGGUGGCUUUGAAUGAAUAACAUACUGGGGUUCAACCAGGUCACGAAGGGAAUGAUCUCUGAUGGAUUAUUGAAAGAUCAAAAGAGACUAUCAAAGCGCAAACCUGGACUAGGUUUUUAAAAAAGAACCAUCCAGCAGUUCUUCAAGGAUCUAUCUGGACAUUUUCUUUAAAGGACACAUCCGUUUGAACAAUGGCUUUGCUGAAGGUCAAAUUCGAUCUAAAAAAGCGGGUAAAGCUCGCCCAGAGCGUGUGGUUCCUGUUCUGGUUCGCCGUCAUGGCCGGCGUGCUGGUCUUCAGCAUGGGCCUCUUCUUCAAGAUUGAACUGCGGAAACGCUCAGAAUUGAUGGACAACAACGAGAGCCACUUCUUGCCCAACUUACUCAUCUUUAUGGGCCUGAUAGCGUGCGGCAUCAACGCCUUAGGCGGCAAGAUCUGCUACGACUCGUUGGACCCCACCAAAUUCGUCAAGUGGAAGCCCAUGCUCAAGAAUUUCCUUAUAGGCUGCGUGGUCUUCAACAUCUUGCUGGUGGUCACGGCGCUGCUGUGCUUUAUCAUGCGCAUCCCGUUGCAAUUCACACUAGCUGAGGGCCUGCGCAAUGGGAUGCGCUACUACAAGGACACGGACACGCCAGGACGCUGCUACAUGAAGCGGACGCUGGACUUGAUGCAAAUGGAGUUCCGAUGCUGCGGCAACGACAACUACCGGGACUGGUUCGAGAUCCAGUGGGUCAGCAACCGCUACCUGGAUUUCAGCGCUAAAGAGGUCAAAGACCGCAUCGGAAGCAACGUGGACGGCCAGUACCUGAUGGACGGCGUGCCCUUCAGCUGCUGUAACCCAAGUUCGCCGCGGCCGUGCAUCCAGCAUCAGAUGACCAACAACUCGGCUCACUACAGCUACGACCACUACACCGAGGACCUCAACGUGUGGAAGAGCGGUUGCCGCGACGCUCUUCUCUCCUACUAUGGAGGCAUGAUGACCACCAUCGCCCUCCUGGUGCUGCUGGUCACCAUGCUAGAGGUGGCAGUGACGGCAGGCUUGCAGUAUGUCGACAGCUCACUGUCAACUCUCGCCAACCCCGAGGACCCAGAGAGCGAGAGUGAGGGUUGGCUCCUGGAGAAGACGGUCAAGGAGACAUUCACCGACAUUAUGGCCAAAAUGAAGGCCAUGGGCAAAGGUGGCAAAGUGGAGGAGGGAGGCGAAGAGGGUGGCGUGGCCACUGUGAGCUGAGCCGGCUAUCAAUUCACAGCACGCCCUGCCAAAACUGACACCGCUACCACCCCGAAAGGAAUUAAUGAUGUUUUUUUUUUUUAUUGGCUCCUUGCAGGAAAUCUACUGUACAUAGUGAAUACCGAGGCGUAGUUAACCAUCUGCAAUUUAGAUCAAAUCAAAACACUUUGGAUGGGGAUGGUGGUUACCGUGCAACCCCCCUGUCGCAGCAACUCGAGAUAUUCAAGGGCCAUUUGAAGAGAAAGGCUAUAUAUUUUUGUUAAUCGGAAUACAACACCGUCAAUGAAUUUGGCAGCUAAAUAUUUACCCUCCCAAAAAACAGCCCCUAACAUCCUCAACAUACUGUCAUUCAGUCUCUGUAUAUUUAACAACAGGGUGGCGUGGCGGUCUUUGUACAUAGUGUAGAAAAUGUGAAGAUUUAACCUUUUUUAAAAAAAUAAAUAUCACAUCAUUUGUUAAUAUAUAAAUAUACAAAUGUAAACAUAUAAAUUUCAAUGUAAAUGUGUAUAUGGGCUGUGUGUUUAGAAAACAGGAAAAACGAAUAAAAUGACUGUAGAGUUUGUGUGAGAAAAUGCGGUGGUCUUGUCGUCUUUUGACUUUGAGCCUUCGCGUCAAGGAGGCCCGAGACACAGCGAGGGCCACAAGGCUCCCGAUUAAGUCGACAACCGGAUCAAGGCAAUUAUGCUCUUUACUGCUUUCACAUGCACGGACAUGGGAUGACUCUUCACAUGCUCUGACUGAACAAGUAUGUGUGUGUAAAAACAAGAGUGGUUUGUGCGACCGUGUACGACCUUUAAAUUUCGUAUUUUUACGUGGAUGUGAAGUUCAUGAAAUAACGAGUUACAGCACCUGUUUUUCACAUGGAUUAAAGAUUAAGGUUGAAUUUUAUCUUAACGACGCAGAACCUGAAUGCAAUACAGUUGAAAUACGUGUUUUUAUGCCCUUUUCACCUAAAAAAUUCAUGUUACGCACAUAUACAGUAUGUAUAAAAAUUCUGACAUUUGGAGAUGAAUGUUUUUUAUAUGGACAUAUGUUACAUCUACAGGAAAAGUGAAGAAAAUGUGUGUAAAUGCCUAAUGUGUGUUUGCCGUGUAACCAAAGAAAUUAUUAAUUGUGGGGAAAAAAACCUCACAAUAAUGGAGAAUUCAUGUUUUUAAUCGGGUAGAGACCAAUGUUUUUAAACAAAUUUUGCUCCACGAUGGCUUCCAUACUUAUUACAAAAUGUUUGGAGUAAAUUAGUUUGGAUUUUGUAGCUGUUUACAUUCUACAUUCAUCGCCGUUCCCUGAUGCAGUAAAGGUGAAAGAGGCUGACUCUUCUUUGCACGGUAUUUCGGUUGGCUCCAAAUCACAUAAAAGCAGCACUGAGUAGAUAAGGAGCCUAAUCGGAUUUGAGAUUAGCCUGAGCCCCCCUCAACCAGGUGAGCGGCUGAUGUCCUGCCGCCAGCACGUAUACGUCACGUACAUGCAAGUGUCAAUGGGGGCUGGGCAUGGAGAGGCAAGAAAAAACAAAACGGA